Myotis myotis is the source of this 3014-nucleotide messenger RNA. RefSeq names its product EBF transcription factor 3 (gene EBF3). The record is from RefSeq and is a predicted model, not a curated record. NCBI's taxonomy places the organism in Eukaryota, Metazoa, Chordata, Mammalia, Chiroptera, Vespertilionidae. The transcript has 17 exons. The coding region runs from base 560 to 2449 and encodes 629 amino acids. Gene Ontology annotation, molecular function: DNA-binding transcription factor activity, RNA polymerase II-specific; RNA polymerase II cis-regulatory region sequence-specific DNA binding. Gene Ontology annotation, biological process: regulation of transcription by RNA polymerase II.
CGGCUCCCGGGGGCUUCGAGUUUUGGCUCCCGGGAAAGGGUCCAUUCCUCGGGGAGAGAGGGCUGAGUUUUGUGCGCCUCCGUCCGCUGCGCGCGCCGCUCCAGGCCCCGCCGCGCCCCGCCUGCGCCCGGGACUGCGCCGCGGCACUCACUGCCCCGUUUAUUUGUCUUUGGAGCAGGCGGGCCGCGCCAGAAGCGGACGAUCCCGCAGUGUCCUGCAGCCGCGGACGCCGCCCGGCUAGGAUGACACCACGUUGAGCGCGCCUGCAAACAACAACAACAACAGCCAGCGCCGCGGCCGCGCGUCCUGUUUCUCCCGCUUCUCCGGGGCGCCGCGCCGCCACCGGUGUCGCCGCCCCCGCGCCCCCCGGCCGUCCGGAGCGCCCGGCCGCCGGUGUAUGUCGUGCCUGCCCGGGACGGGCUGAAGCCGGCGGCGGGCCGGACCGCAGGCGCCGAGCAGGGCCAGCGCGGCCAGGGCAGACGCCUGCCGCCGAGCCCCGAGCGCCGCUGCUCGCGGAAGCGCUGUCGGCCGGGCGCUGCGGCCGCCGCCAGCAGUUUUCAUGUUUGGGAUUCAGGAGAAUAUUCCGCGCGGGGGGACGACCAUGAAGGAGGAGCCGCUGGGCAGCGGCAUGAACCCGGUGCGCUCGUGGAUGCACACGGCGGGGGUGGUGGACGCCAACACGGCCGCCCAGAGCGGCGUGGGGCUGGCGCGGGCGCACUUCGAGAAGCAGCCGCCCUCCAACCUCCGGAAAUCCAAUUUCUUCCACUUCGUGCUGGCGCUCUACGACAGGCAGGGGCAGCCGGUGGAGAUCGAAAGGACCGCUUUUGUGGACUUUGUGGAGAAAGAGAAAGAGCCCAACAACGAGAAAACCAACAACGGCAUCCACUAUAAACUCCAGCUGUUGUACAGCAAUGGAGUGAGAACGGAGCAGGAUCUGUAUGUUCGCCUCAUAGAUUCCAUGACCAAACAGGCCAUCGUCUAUGAGGGCCAGGACAAGAACCCGGAGAUGUGCCGUGUGCUGCUGACCCACGAGAUCAUGUGCAGCCGGUGCUGUGACAAGAAAAGUUGUGGCAAUAGAAACGAGACGCCCUCAGACCCCGUAAUCAUUGACAGAUUCUUUCUAAAGUUUUUCCUCAAGUGCAAUCAGAACUGUUUGAAGAAUGCAGGCAACCCUCGAGAUAUGCGGAGAUUCCAGGUUGUUGUGUCUACCACAGUCAACGUGGACGGCCACGUGCUGGCCGUGUCCGACAACAUGUUUGUGCACAACAACUCCAAACACGGGCGGCGGGCGCGCCGCCUCGACCCGUCAGAAGGUACGGCCCCUUCUUAUCUGGAAAAUGCCACUCCGUGCAUCAAGGCAAUCAGUCCCAGUGAAGGCUGGACCACGGGCGGCGCCACCGUGAUCAUCAUCGGGGACAACUUCUUUGACGGCCUACAGGUGGUGUUCGGGACGAUGCUGGUGUGGAGCGAGCUGAUAACGCCCCACGCCAUCCGCGUCCAGACCCCGCCGCGGCACAUUCCUGGCGUCGUCGAGGUCACCCUGUCCUACAAGUCCAAGCAGUUCUGUAAAGGCGCUCCAGGGCGGUUUGUCUACACCGCCCUUAACGAGCCGACCAUAGAUUACGGUUUUCAGCGGUUGCAGAAGGUGAUCCCGAGACAUCCGGGCGAUCCCGAAAGGUUACCCAAGGAAGUUUUGCUCAAGAGGGCGGCCGACCUGGUGGAAGCCUUAUACGGGAUGCCCCACAACAACCAGGAGAUCAUCCUGAAGCGGGCGGCGGACAUCGCGGAGGCGUUGUACAGCGUCCCUCGCAACCACAACCAGAUCCCCACGCUGGGCAACACCCCUGCGCACACGGGCAUGAUGGGCGUGAACUCCUUCAGCAGCCAGCUGGCCGUGAACGUGUCCGAGACAUCGCAAGCCAAUGACCAAGUCGGCUACAGUCGCAAUACAAGCAGCGUGUCCCCGCGAGGCUACGUCCCCAGCAGUACUCCCCAGCAGUCCAAUUACAACACAGUGAGCACUAGCAUGAAUGGAUAUGGAAGUGGCGCCAUGGCCAAUCUAGGGGUCCCUGGCUCGCCUGGAUUUCUUAAUGGCUCCUCCGCUAACUCUCCCUACGGCAUAGUGCCGUCCAGCCCCACCAUGGCAGCCUCUUCGGUCACCCUCCCUUCAAACUGUAGCAGUGCCCACGGCAUUUUCUCAUUCUCACCUGCCAAUGUCAUCUCUGCAGUGAAACAAAAGAGCGCCUUUGCGCCCGUGGUCCGGCCCCAAGCCUCUCCUCCUCCCUCCUGCACCAGCGCCAACGGGAACGGACUCCAAGGCUCUCUGCUGGGUGCUGAGGACGUCCCCGUGGAGAAGACUAACUGGCCCUUUUGUGAAGUCGGUGGCAUAUUUCACUUUGAUGAACUAAUGCUCAAAAAAGGACCUGGAAAGCUAUGUCUGGGCUGGUAGUCCCGCCGAUGUGAGGGACCUCUGUUUGCCUUCCGCAGCACCCAGCACCCCGGGACGGACUUCAGGGGACACGUUGAGUGUAUUGAGACAUGCUGGUGGAGACCGUAUCUUCAAAUACGUCAGCAGCAGUCGAAAUGCUACGAAAGACGUUGUUUAAAGAUUUUAUUUAAACUAUUGAGAGCCGACAGGCAGACAGCCUACUCCUUCAUGAACGAUUCCAUUGUACUGACUGAACUUUUCAUACAUUUUCACACGUCUCGGUCCCGAAGAACAAGGAGAACAAAGCGACGCUAUUUUGUAUAGAGUUUCCGACUCCGUCUUGGCUGUGUCUCGUACUUGCUAUGUGUUGGGAGAAACUUUGUGAAUGCACCAUUUUGAUGCUCAUGAAACAAACACUGAGGAAAAAUGCCUCCGGACAUUUUUCUGUACUCAUCCUUAGAGUCGCAAUGGUUGUGUAUCUCUAUAAUGUGAAAUAUUUUUUUGUGGUGAACCAAGGGGGCCAAGGAGGUGUGAGCCAUCGACCUGGAAGAGAGGAUGACUAUAUGAUUCGAGUUGGGGGUGGCAG